Molecule: messenger RNA, 3475 nt
Organism: Argentina anserina (silverweed cinquefoil)
Lineage: Eukaryota; Viridiplantae; Streptophyta; Magnoliopsida; Rosales; Rosaceae
Exons: 4
Coding region: 1094-2929 (611 amino acids)
Source: RefSeq, a predicted model, not a curated record
CUCUCUCUACUCGAAGACAACACAACACAAAGUCACAAACACACCCCUUCAGACACACACAGAGAGCCUAAUAAAGACUCAAAUAGAGCAAUCAAAAUUGCAGUAAGAGGAGCAAGAGGAGGCUCAGAGCUACAAACACAACACAGAGAGAAAAACAAAGCAGAAGAAUCGAGAAUUUUGCUUUAUCUAUCGAUACCCAUCUAAAUCCCCCCAUCAUUCAUUUCCCUGCUGCCCAUUUUCUCAUUUCUCUCUAUUAUUACAGAGAAAGACAACGAGGAAAGAGAAAGAGAGAGAUCUCCUACAUUGCCCACUUUGUAGUGGACAAGGGUUUUCGUCGGAUCGUAACUUGGGACUUGUUCAAUUCUGCUCCUGUGGACUUAAUUAGGGUUUGAUCAGAGUACAGAUUCGGGGAGGGAGCCCUAAGCCCGCAUGAGCAUGGUCUUUGCCGGAAAUGGAGCUCUGGAUUUGGCUUACAGACUCUGAGAUUGUUGCCUAGAGUUAUGGCAAGCAUUGGUUUUUCUGAGCAUGGAACAAGAUUGCAUAUUACAUGAGUGAUCAGAGACUUGCCGAAUCGGUGUUUCAGAGGACUAGGAUUUCCGGGUUUUUGCUGCUUAAGACGAGCCUGAUCUUUGGCUGGGGAUGCAUUUGGUGCUGGAUUUUACUCACAAGGAGGAGCUGAUUGUGAUUUUAGUGGUACACAAGGCAGCACAGAGGAUUAGAUUGGAGUUUCAUUCGAGUUCGUUUGGUUUAACUUAGUUUGAGCAAGAUUCCAAGCUGAAAAAAGCUGUUGGGGCUGUUAAUUUAUCGAGGUUUUGCUGGUUUUUAGUUCAGUUUAGCUUUGCUGCGUUGGUUGAGUUGAUUAGCCCUUAGUUAGUUUCGGUGAUUUGGAAAAGGAUCAAGGCUUGGUUUCAGUUUAAGUGUGUGUUGGAUUGACAGAGGAGUUUUGGUCCUGGGUAUGAAUGUGGGGGCAUGGUGCAUGGACAGGAGCUUAGUUGCUGGUUCGUUCCCUUACUGGAACAGUGUUACUCGAAAAUAAUUCUGGAACUUUCUCCUCGGGAAGGCACUAGUUUCUUGUAUUGUGUGAGUUUGUGCAAUGUCGCGCUGCUUUCCAUUUCCACCACCAGGAUAUGAGAAAAAAGCUAGGGCAGAUGAUGUGAACGUGCUGAAAAAGGAGAAGCAGAGAGAAAAGAAGCAUAAAAAGGAUAAGAAGGACAAAGAAAAAAGAGAAAGAGAGAAAAGUGAGAAAGACAGAAGUGAUGGAAAACAUCGGGAAAAGAAAGACAAGAAGGAAAAGAACAGAGAGAAAAAGAAGGAUAAGGAGAAAGACACAGAAAAAGUUAAAGAUAAACCUGGUAUUUCAGAUGGAACUAGAAUGCCAGAGAUAUCUGAGAAUCAUGUUGCAGAGAGACUCAUUCAUAAAGAUGAUAGAGACAAGAGAGAUGCCAGCCAAGUUGGAGGAUCCCAUGCAGAAAAACUUGGCCAGAACAGUCACCUGCCUGUGGAGAACAGGAAUUCUGUAUCGGUGGAGGUGGCUAGGAAGACUAAGGAUGAGGCCAGAGGAAUUAAGAACCAGUUCGUUGAGAAGAUUUCUGGUCCAGACCUACCUGUGGAGAAAAGGAACUCUGUAUCAGUGGAGCUGGCUAGGAAGACUAAGGAUGAAGCCAGAAGAAUUAAGAACCAGUUGGGUGAGAAGAUUACUGGUUCAGACCUACUUUUGGAGAACAGGAACUCUGUAUCAGUGGAGCUGGCAAGGAAGACUACGGAAGAGGUCAGAGGGAUUAAGAACCAGUUGGCUGAGAAGAUUACUGGUUCAGACCACAAAAAGGAUGAGGGGAUGGUCAGAUUUGUGGCCAAGGGAACUGGCAUUGUGGCUGAAGUUAAGGAAACUAGCAAGGACAAGAGAGUCGAUAUCCGAAAGCCUGAUGUGCAUGAAGUCAGAGUUGCACCACGGGUUAGUGAAAGUGCAAUGGCGCAGAACCCUGGCAGACUGGUUCAGAACCCUAGCGGAACGGUUCAACCCAAAGUUCAGGGAAUUCCCAAACCAUCGGAGAGCAAUGUUGAAAGAAAGAUUGAUGGAAAAGAAAAGAAGAAAGAAAAGGAAGGUGAAGACAAACGGGGGGAAAAGCGCAAGGAUAAAGAUAGAGAGAAGAAAACCCAGGGGAAAGAUAAGGAAAGAGAUAAAGAGAAGAAGGAGGAGAAAGCAAAGAAGAAAAAUGCGUCGAAGACUGAAGAGCCAGAUAAAGAGAAGAAAAAGGAAGACAAAACAAAUGAGAAAAAUGGUUCUAAGCAUUCAGAACCAGACAAAUCUAGAGAGACCAAUAAAGAUGCUUCUAGUGAUUCCCAGUACCGCAAACCCUCCCAUCUUCCAAAGGACAGCUACAAAACUGCUGAUGCUGAGGGAAGCCAUAAGAAGCGGAAGGACUUGAAGACAAAUGGAGUUUUACACGUUAAUGAACUUAGGCCCAAUAAACUGCUGAGACCUUCAUCCUCUCAUCCAUUGAUAGAAAAUGGAAGGACCCUGGAACCUUGCCAAACAUCCAUUCCAUAUGUUUCAGAUAAGCUGGGAGGAUCCAGUAGUGUUAAAGUGGAGAGCAAGGAACAUAAGAAGAAUGGCAUCAUUGAAGCUAAACCAUCAUCUGUCUCCCCUGCAAAAUCUACUUCUGCCGCUGCACAAGUUGAUGCAUUUGCAGAAUCAUCUUUGAGAUCACCUCAUCCAGAUAUCAAGUAUCUAAGUGAGGUUUAUAUGGUUCCAAAACAGAACGAAUUGUUUGAUGAUGAUCAAGACUGGUUGUUUGGUUGCAGAGAUGCCAAAUCAAAGAGAUCUAAGGUGGAAUCUGUACCGGAUGAGGAGACGGCACAAGUUUGGUCAGAAGCUCUGCGGAUAGAGUCAGCUGAUGUUUGUGCUUUGCCGUAUGUCAUUCCAUAUUGAUUGGUUUCAAAUGGGCAUGCUUCACCUCCUAACUCCAUUGUCAGCAAUAUGCUAGAAAGGCAUCCGGUGCUUGGAUGUUUUGAUCUGUCUACUCGCAUUCGCCUCUGGUUGGCUAUUGCAGGGAGUAUGACCAAUUGCCUUGUUCGCAAACUGUCUUAAAUGACUAAGGUAUCACACCUCAAGGCAAAUGCUCCAGGACCAGGAGAAGGCUAGUUGGAUUUGAAGGGAGGUUCUCCCCACACAGCAGUACACCACAAAUUCAUUCUAAAUGGAAAGUUUUCAUAAGCGCGACAAGUGAGGUUGCGUAGAAAAGGGGGAUAUAUAGGUUGUGCGAUUUUUGUCUUUGAUUCACUUGGGAGCUGCGAAGCUCUUUAAUUGAGGGUUUAAGAGAAACUAGAUGUGGUCUUUGCAACUCCACCACAAUUUUGAUUUGUAACAUAGAACUCUUAUUUACACAAUGUAAGAUAGAGGAAAAGUAUAGUAGUUGCAAUCACCCAUUGGCCUCAUGAUUGUUGUUCAUAACCUAGAUAUACACAUCAGCAUUGA